Molecule: messenger RNA, 3144 nt
Organism: Sparassis crispa
Lineage: Eukaryota; Fungi; Basidiomycota; Agaricomycetes; Polyporales; Sparassidaceae
Exons: 2
Coding region: 1-3144 (1047 amino acids)
Source: RefSeq, a predicted model, not a curated record
AUGCGCUCAGACGAUUCCGCCCAGCGGAAAGCCCCCAAAGACAAGUCUGUCCGCACCAAGAGUCGUUUCACCCGUAAAGCUGUCAAGAACGUCCUGCACGACCCCGAGCUCACGGGUAAUCAUAACAACGAUGUCAAGCAAACUGACCAACCAGACCAGAACGCGUCCAAGGACGCAUUGCCCGCUCAUCCUCCUGUCGUUACUUCCAACUCGUCCUCCAUAAUUCCUGACCCGCUCAACGAGCUCCCAGCAUGGUUCCACCGCGACAUCGAACCGACGCUGACCUCUGCUGCACAGUACAGGGCUAAAUACCCCUUGCAUAACCCUAGUGGUCCUCGUUUUUAUCACAAUUUUCAUCUUCUACCAGUACACGAUAAUGCUCCCCCAGCUCAGUUCUCUACCGCCUUCCCUCCCAUCAUCUCUGCUGCUGAACGUUCUCAAGAGUCUACUAGGAUACCUGGUUUGAGCAGGACCCCUUCAGGUUCUCCCCUUCCUACUCCCAAUUCCUCCCAGCUUCUCGUCAAUGAAGCUGGCAAUAAGCUCAGGACUCGCAAGAUUUCACAGACUGCUCAUGACGAAGUGGACAUGCUUGACGGAAGUGAUCCUUGGGGCACAAAUUGGCAUCAUCACUCUCCCUACGACAUUGGCCUCAAUACAGAAUUCAGUGUCGACGAGAAUCCCGUUAAUUCCCGCUCUCGCCGGCUGAGCUUGAGCACGAUUGACAAUCCUCACAAAUCAGUGAUUCCUUCUCCACUAUCUCAGUCCACCUCGGCCGUCCAUCUUCAGUCCAUCGAUAAUCCGCAGAUGCCACGCAGGUUAAGCAAGCGACACAGGCCUUUCGUCGUUCUGUUCGGCGGUCAUCAUGAGAACAACGAUGUUCAUCAAAGGUCAGCGACAGCUCCUGCUGGUGACGGCGUUCUGCGGAAGAACUCCAAACGCAGGUCUGAUGUCGGUCCGCCACUCUCGGCUUCCGCUCACAGCGGCAUGCUUCAUCCCGAGACUGGGAAGGAGAAACGCGGCAGCUUCAUGCACCGGUUGGCUAAGCGGUUCAGUGUCCAGAGAAAGCCAAAUACCGUCACCGACCCUGCAUCUUUGUUGACUCCGGAACAUAUUGCCGUGCGUUCGGUGAAGAGUAUCGAGCCGGUCAAGCGGGUACCGCCCCCAACGGUAGAGGAUGAACCUCCUACUCCUACUGCUUCUCACGGCACCCCGUCAGGAGAGAAGCGCCAUCAUUCUAAGACACCCUCCAUCGAGGAGCGUGCUAUGUUGGGCAACUUGACCAUCGCGAAUCCUGACGAGCCCGAAGCAGAAGUGCCUCGAGCUACUUAUCAGCCAACAGUAGAACACGCUGUGAAUCAUAAUGCGGCUCACCACCCUGUGCCUGACGGUCCGUUUUCUGCUUCACCGAUGUCGGUCGAGCACGAGUUACCUCCACCGCCUUCACACAUAGCAGAAACUCCCGCGCUUCCUGCCGAGACACCCAACUCGCCGCCCUUGCCCCCCCUCCCUGAGCUUCCGCGUACGCCGGAGCCUCCGAAAGAACAUGUUCUUCCGUUGACCCCAGAUCCAACUGUGCUGCCGCCGUCCCCGUCUACAAACGGAGUGUCGUCUACAGGACUGACGUAUAUCCGUGACGCUCUGUCGUACACCGCCGGGUCGGCGUCGAUGGACUCCGUGGACGACUCUCCUCUUUCCCGCGCGUCCGUACUCGCUAAUCCACCUACUCCGUAUGCCUCGCCGAGGAUUCUCCCUGCCAGAAUCUCCAAGAGCUCUGCGCGUGCCCAGGAGGCGGCAAAAGCCCAGGAAGCUGCUAAGGCCGCCGAGGCUGCUGCUGCGAAAGCAAAGGACGGAAUUCAGCACAACAAGUCUUCGAGCACGACCAAGCGCCGGGAGACGGAGACGUUCAAGCUCAUUCGGAGUCCGUCCGGGCGCGAGGACGCUGGGGACGUCAUCCCUGGCAUGGGCAUGGAGCAGUGGGAGGUCGUCGAGUCGCCGGUGGAGUCUCCUAAGAGGUCCAGGACGAAGAACCGCUCACAUUCGAACGAACGCCGUGACGACGACGAGCGCAUCGUGCGACAGGACUCGAACGAAUCCAAGAAGUCCAAGGAGCAUGACAGGCACUCCGACCGCCGUGCCUCAAAAGAGCACGACAGACGGGCUGAGCACCAUGAGAGCGGGAGGCAGAACCACAACGCCAGCACGGAAGAGAGCCAUGAGCAGCAUAGGCUGCCCCGCUCCAUCAGCAGACGCUCACCGCCUCGUGAACAUGCUGGUCCGGUCGCACGGGCACCCAGCGUAGACGAUGGCCGUCGACCGAGCAGCAAAGACGCCGUCAUCUCCACCAUCACUCGCACGUUGAGUCGCUCCUCUUCGCGGCGGCGCAGAGCGAGCGAGGAUAUGAGUGCUCAUAAGUCGUCUGCCCCCAGCGGUGCGCACCACCAGAAGCACCCAUCCCACUCGUCCACCUCGCGGACCACUGGAGUCGAGCGGCGCACCUCCACUUCGAACCGCCCCACAUCCGACGUGCAGCGCACCGUGGAUCUGCAUACGCUGAAAGCGAAGGAAGCAUGGGAGUUGGAGAGGCUCUGGAAGGCGCGCAGCCUCUACGGCCCUGAUGGCGUCCCGAUUGUGACCAUCCCUGCCUCUAACGCCUCCAGCUCGCCCCCCUCGACAUUCAUCAGUGCCGACAUGCACAGAGCGGGAACCAUCCCUAGCACCACGGACCUGCAGAGAGCAAUCACAGUGCCGGGCGCUGCGCAUGGCUCAAAUCACACAUUCUACGCGGUGCAGUCGCCCUUCCAAGGGCACACCGGUGCUCCUUAUACUCAGAUACCUAUUUCUCCACUUCCGAUCGUUUAUUCUUCUCCAGAGCCUCGACCCUCCACGCAAGCGUCACCCCCUCGCACGCGCACCAAGCGGUCGAACUCGGACCGCGAUCGUAUUCCCUUUCCCUCUAUUAACACUACUAACGACCCCCGUUCACUAACCCGCACGUUCCUGGCUAACCCCCUCCCCGAUCCUCCACGUAUCUCGCAAUACCAAGCGGCACCCCUGCCGCCGUCGCUCAGGACUCCGUCCGACGCGUCGCGCUCUCCGCAGAUGUGGGCACAGUACGCCGGCGUGGUCACGAGUGCUCGGAACUGA